AUGAGAUUAUUACUUUUGAUAUUGUAUCUGGUAUCGGGGAGUUCUGCCUCUCCCAUAACCCUUCAAUUGGCGCCAAACGAAAAAGAAUGCGUGUAUGUUGACAUAGCGGGCGAAGCAUGCCAUAUAUCGUACUACUUUGCGGUUCAGGAGGGUGAAUAUAAUGCAUUCAAUGUCGAGUAUGAAUUAUGGUCACCAGAAAACAAGGAUAGUCCGAUAAACGCCCAGAAGGAUAAGGUUCAAGGCGAAUGGACGUUUGCGGCAGUAUACCCCGGAGAGUAUGCCCUUUGCGUGAUUGGAGAUAACUACACUAAGAUAGUAGAUUUAGACAUUGUUAAGAUUUGUGCAGACGAACCCGAUAAACCGAAAGAUUCUCGUUUGAAUAUCGACUAUAUCGGUUAUUCUCAAGCACCCUCAGUGGAAGAUUCGGUAAACCUUAUAGAAAGACAGUUACAGGUACUUGAGCGUAAUUUGAAAUUCUACAAGUCACGUAGCGAAAGAAAUAAUUAUACCGUUAGGUCUAUCCGGUCAAGAAUUGGGACGAUAUCUAUGUGGAUAAUUAUUCUUGUACCGCUGUUGGCCCUUUUGCAAAUAAUACUAAUGAAAUACGUUAUGGUUAAGUUUGGAUCAUGA
Molecule: messenger RNA, 630 nt
Organism: Kluyveromyces marxianus DMKU3-1042
Lineage: Eukaryota; Fungi; Ascomycota; Saccharomycetes; Saccharomycetales; Saccharomycetaceae
Gene: ERP3
Product: Erp3p
Exons: 1
Coding region: 1-630 (209 amino acids)
Biological process (GO): endoplasmic reticulum to Golgi vesicle-mediated transport; Golgi organization; intracellular protein transport
Cellular component (GO): Golgi apparatus; endoplasmic reticulum-Golgi intermediate compartment; COPII-coated ER to Golgi transport vesicle
Source: RefSeq, a predicted model, not a curated record